Messenger RNA from Oncorhynchus mykiss (rainbow trout), 3266 nucleotides. It is a transcript of the gene marveld2a, whose product is annotated as MARVEL domain containing 2a. Gene Ontology annotation, biological process: bicellular tight junction assembly. Gene Ontology annotation, cellular component: cytoplasmic vesicle; apical plasma membrane; bicellular tight junction. NCBI's taxonomy places the organism in Eukaryota, Metazoa, Chordata, Actinopteri, Salmoniformes, Salmonidae. The record is from RefSeq and is a predicted model, not a curated record.
CAGGUGCGCUCGAUUUUCCUGAUCUGACCUGGCCAUUGGGAGGACAGUGCACUUUAGGACAAAUAAAUGGGUCAUGCGGUGUGCCGGGAGAGCUAAAUCGGCGAGAAGCUACAGGUAGAGCGUACUUUUUCGACUGACGUCACUCCCAGGGAUGGGCUUGUCACGUGGUUAAAGUCUGCUCUAUCUUGUGGAAAACAACCUCUGAGCUUUAAGGGAAAAAACUGGGAGAAAAACUACUGGAGAUAACAAGCUAAUUUAGCAGGGGCAAAGGUGAUUCCUGGAUGUAUGUAUGAUCUGUAUGUCCAGACAAGGUUUGCAUUCUGACCUGCAAGCCAAUGUAAGUCGUGCUGAGUGACUGCGUGUGAAAGAGGUAUUCCAACACAGGCUCAUCUCUUUCCCCAUGACCUCUGGAGGAGGUCCCUGCGGCCGCACUGAGCGUGUCCGUCAUGAACCCCAUUACGACCAGGUCCCGCCAGGCUCCCUACGCCGAAACGACCCCUUUGACCUUCAACCCCUGAGGUACCAGCGGAGCACCGAACUAGCCCUGAGCUCUGAUCCCCUUCCGCCCCCUCCCCUGCCCGACCAGCCCCCUGUGGGGCCCGAGUAUGACCCCAGCGUCAGUGAGGACAACCCAGACCCUGACCCAGAUCCACACCUCGAACUAGACCCUGCCCUCGACAUCAAACCGGUCCACCGUUUCAUCCCUGACUCGUGGAAGAGCUUCUUCAGAGGGACCAGUCUCCGCAGCAGCAAGCCCUGCCCCAUGCCUGCCUCCUCCUCCUCUUCUAACAACAACAACAGCACCAGUGGCGGGGUGCGCUGCUCGCCCCCACACUCGCCCUCCCUGCCCAGAUCCUACCGGGACCCCUAUGGGGGGUCGGGGGGAAGCAGCUACAACUCCCGCAAGGAGCUCCUGGGAGUGGGUGACCACCAAGAGUCAAUUUCGGGACGCACACUCCACACGGCGCUCACCUACAGCGAGCGGGUGGAAGAGUACCACGAGCGCUACGGCUACAUGAAGUCCUGGGCGGGCCUGCUGAGGAUUCUGGGAUGCGUGGAGCUGCUGCUGGGUGCAGCGGUGUUCGCCUGCGUGUGCGCGUACGUGCACAAGGACAACGAGUGGUUCAACAUGUUUGGCUACUCCUCGCCUGGAAGUGCAUACGGAGGCUACGGAGGGGGGAUGUACGGAGCGGGCACCGGAGGGUCCUACUACUCGGGUCCUCAGACUCCGUUUGUGUUAGUUGUGGCGGGGCUGGCCUGGAUCGUGACUGUGAUAUUGUUGGUGAUAGGGAUGACUAUGUACUACCGCACCAUCCUACUGGAUUCCUCCUGGUGGCCCCUGACAGAGUUUACUAUAAACCUGGCCAUGGCCGUGCUCUACAUGGCUGCAGCUGUAGUCUACGUCAGGGACACCACGCGGGGCGGUCUCUGCUCCCUUCCCAUCUUCAACAAUGGCAUCAACGGGGCUUUUUGCCGCACCGAGGCCGGACAGACAGCCGCCAUCAUCUUUCUGUUCGUCACCAUGGUGAUCUACCUGAUCGGGGCCAUUGUGUGUCUGAAGUUGUGGCGGCACGAGCAGGCACGCAUGUACCGGGAAAAGUAUGGCCUGGAGAUGCAUACGACAGAUUCCCCUGCGGCGCGGUCUUUGAUGCCGGUUCCAGAGCCAAUUCAGAGUUCUACUGUGGUUCCCAUCCAGGCUGCGGUACCCAAGGCAGGGCCACCGAAGGUUCUACAGGGAGCUAUCCCUUCUGGUCACAUCCCCAAACCAGUCAUCAUGCCUGACUAUAUAGCUAAGUACCCAACCAUCCGUACGGUCGAUGAGCGGGACCAGUACCGGGCUGUGUUCAAUGACCAGUACUCUGAGUACAAGGAGCUCCACGCCGACGUGCAGGCCACCACCAGGAAGUUUGACGAGCUGGACGCCAUGAUGCGUGCCCUACCCCAGCACCCCAACAGUCAGAUGGAGUAUGACCGCGUAAACAAAAUCCUUCAGGAGUACCAGAGGAAGAAAAAUGAUCCUACGUUCCAGGAGAAGAGGGAGCGCUGUGAAUACCUGAAGAACAAACUGGCCCACAUUAAACAGAAGAUCCACGAGUACGACAAGGUCAUGGAGUGGAACGAUGGCUACGGCUAAACCAGCAUGGCCUAUCUGUCUGAGGAGACCACUGGGAACCAGUAGGAGACCAGUUAAAACUAGUAGGGACCAGUUUAAAAUAAAGGAAAACAGAUGGGGACCAGUUUAAAAUAAAGGAAAACAGAUGGGGACCAGUUUAAAAUAAAGGAAAACAGAUGGGGACCAGUGCAAACAGAUGGGAGCCAUUUUUAGUUUAAAUUUGAUUAUGAAUGAAACCGGUUCAGGCUGGUUGGAACGGUGGUUUUAAAUGGUGUCCCUUUCCUUUCAGAGACUGCACUUCUUUUUGAACCGGAACAUUUUCUUAAUUAAACCCCAAAAGAAACUGGAGUGUGUGUGCGACUGUGUGUGUGUGUGCAUGAUGGAGAAUUGACCAAAGGGGCAUCUGGAGCAAUGCUUUACUUUUUUACUGAAAAUGACCUUGAUAUGCAAACAAAUACCAGUAUGGUACUGUAACUGGACAUACCACUGUAUCUAAGGCCUUCUAAUCCAUUUCACCAUACUCACGCAACACCAGCUGCUCAAGUGUUUCACAAAGGGAGAACAGGAUUAGGCUGCAAUCCUUCAAAUGGAUCAUGGAAAUUGUUGCAUGCGUUUACAUUUGACAUGCUUUUAUCGAUCACUUUUUUCUACUCCCUCCAUUCCUUGACUCCUAGCUCACUGACUCAUUGGAACACUAGAGUGAUGACGAUUGUCAUGUUGCAAUCCAUUUUGUUUUUACUCAACCACUGUUCAACCACUAUCCAAAGUUAACUUAUUAGGUAACCGUGAUACUAUGGCUCACUUUGGGUAUGGUUUACUACCUGAACUCUUCAACUGCUGUAUCUCAAGACUGUCUGUGUUAUACACUGACCAUCUGGAGGAUUUGUGAAUUUCCAAAUCAUCAUAUUGUGAGAAUCAGGUAACAUACAGGUGUCCCUCCUGAGUGAUGAUUAUGCUUUUUGGAAAGAUCACACACAAUUUCUGAUAUAUUUAAUGACCACACUAAUUUCUGUGUAGUUUUAGUACCAUGUUCUACCAUUUCAUUAAACAACUACUUAUUUCCUCCACUUGUGUUAGGCUAGCAGUUUGUAGUAGUGAAUAACCUUUGCAUGUGCCUUGGUGUGUUAAUGUAAAUAAAUGACUGUUAUAUUUA